Molecule: messenger RNA, 4316 nt
Organism: Coregonus sp. 'balchen'
Lineage: Eukaryota; Metazoa; Chordata; Actinopteri; Salmoniformes; Salmonidae
Source: the annotation of a GenBank genome assembly
AUGUUGAGAUGCAUCCCGAGUUCUAUCCAGAGGGGGCGUGACCUGCGGGCUGUCGUCACCAACCAGUAUAAAAAGUGCAGCUGUGGCACGGAGCGGAUGCUGUGGGAAAGCACAGAGGACUUGCGAGCGCCCAUACGCACACACACCGCACCACAUUCUCUCUCCUUUUUCCUCCUACUCAGACACUUCCCAAACAAAGAGAAGCUCGCCAGGCGGAGGAACAGACCGCAUCUGUCCGAGCCACGGAAUCCUCGUGACCAGAACAACACACACUCACCCGGACCGGUUGGAACCGAGAAAAGAUCGAUCAUCAUGUGUAGUAACGGGGCCAGUAACGGGACCAGCGACAUGCUUCAGAUCCAGUUCGGUUUGAUCAACUGCGGGAAUAAAUACCUCACGGCUGAAACGUUCGGAUUUAAAAUCAACGCCUCGGCCACGAGCUUGAAGAAGAAGCAGAUUUGGACCCUGGAGCAGAGCGGGGAGGAGGCUGCCGGUAAUGUGUUCUGUCUCAAGUCGCACCUGGGUCGUUACAUAGCGGUGGAUAAAGACGGGAACGUUACCGGGGAUAGUGAGAGUUCUGGACCCGAGACCCGGUUCAUCAUCACGGCUCACGACGAUGGGAGAUGGUCUCUGCAGGUAGGAUAAGAGGAUGAAGGGGGUGAGAGUGAACGCAUGAGAGACUUGCCUAUGUAUUGUUACCCCUAUUCAUAGACGGUAACCGCUUUGGCGCCUAUUAACGAUAGUAUCUUCUGACCCGGGGGGUGUUAAAGAGUCCCGGACGCUUGCUCUAAACGUUAACGCGCAUCGCUUGGGGUACUGUUUUGGAAACAUAAGGAAUGUGUCUUUCAUAUCGGCAAUAAAUUAUUUUCAAAAAAACAAACGGUAGCCUACAUUUUCUAGUUCUACACACCUUUUUAUUUUUUUAUAGGGUUAAUGUUCCCACAAGGCCUUAUCUCCAUGCCACAGCGCAUGUUUAAGGAAGACUGACAGAAAACCUAGGCGGCACCCGUUGCCAAAACGCUUUGAACACCUUAGCCUAGAGAACCGAUGUUGAGUUGAAUUGCCUGAACAAAAAUAUAAACGCAACAUGCAACAAUUUUCAAAGAUUUUUUUUACAGUUUUAUAUAAGGAAAUCAGUCAAUUGAAAUAAAUCCAUUAGGCCCUAAUCUAUGGAUUUCAGUCACCUGACUGACUGCAGGGGCGCAGCCAUGGGUGGGCCUGGGAGGGGAGCCAGGCCCACCCACUGGGGAGCCAGGUCGCAGCCAAUCAGAAUACGUUUUUCUCCACAAACGGGCUUUAAUACAGACAGAAAUACUCCUUAGCAGCCCCCCCUCUCCCCUCUCAGACGAUACCGCAGGUAAAGAAGCCGGGUGUGGAGGUCCUGGGCUGGUGUGGUUACACGUGAUCUGCGGUUGUGAGGCCUGUUGGACGUACUGCCAAAUUCUCUAAAACAACGUUGGAUGCGGCUUAUGGUAGAUAAAUUAACAUUACAUUCUCUGGCAACAGCUCUGGUGGACAUUCCUGUAGUCAGCAUGCCAAUUGCACGCUCCCUCAAAACUUGAGACAUCUGUGGCAUUGUGUUGUGGGACAAAACUACACAUUUUAGAGUGGCCUUUUAUUGUCCCCAGCACGAGGUGCACCUGUGUAAUGAUCAUGCUGUUUAAUCAUCUUCUUGAUAUGCCACACCUGUCAGGUGGAUGGAUUAUCUUGGUCAAAGGAGAAAUGCUCACUAACAGGGGAUGUAAACACAUUUCUGCACAAAAUUUGAGCACAAUAAGCUUUUUUUGUGUGGAUGGAACAUUUCUGGGAUCUUUUUAUUUCAGCUCAUGAGACAUGGGACCAACACUUUUUUACAUGUUGCGUUUUGUAUUGUUGUGCAGUGUACAUCAUAGGGCAGAAAUGAGGCGUUUGGAUCAGGAACGUUUCCUCUCAUGACCUCUACAAGCCAGAACGCUGAAUAGAAUGAAAGCCAGUUGUCCAUGUGGUCGGUCCUUUUUGCAGGGAGGAAUGUGAGACAAAAUAUCCAUAGUGUCAUCAACCUGACCUUCAGUAUGCCGGUCUGUGUAUCGUUUUGUAUUUCUGCCUUUUUAUAUUCAAUACUGUUGCAAACACUUCCAGCUGAUUUGCGUUGUGUAACCGUGUUGCUUCCGUUCCCUCUCCUCGCCCCUUACCUGGGCUUGAACCAGGGACCGUCUUGCACACAUCGACAACAGUCACCCUCGAAGCACCCGUUACCCGUCGCUCCACAAAAAGCCGCGGCCCUCGCAGAGCAAAGGGGAAAAAACUACUUCCAAGGUCUCAGAGCGAGUGACGUCACCCCGAUUUUGAAAUGCUACUAGCGCGCACCGCUAACUAGCUAGCCAUUUCACACCGGUUACACGAGGAAACGUGCUUCGGUCGACUACAUUUGGCUAUUGUUUACAUGUGGUGCAUCACUUCCCUGUGGAUCCCCCUCCCUACCGCCAAAAGGACCAACAAACAUGUACAACCGGUAAAGUUUUUAAAAUAUGAUUUUAUUCAACAUUCUGCCUCGUAGAGACACUACAGACUUCUCCAGACUGGUAACAUGGAGUAACCAUGGUAACAGACUUCUCCAGACUGGUAACAUGGAGUAACCAUGGUAACAGACUUCUCCAGACUGGUAACAUGGAGUAACCAUGGUAACAGUCUUCUCCAGACUGGUAACAUGGAGUAACCAUGGUAACAGACUUCUCCAGACUGGUGACAUGGAGUAACCAUGGUAACAGACUUCUCCAGACUGGUAACAUGGAGUAACCAUGGUAACAGACUUCUCCAGACUGGUAACAUGGAGUAACCAUGGUAACAGACUUCUCCAGACUGGUAACAUGGAGUAACCAUGGUAACAGACUUCUCCAGACUGGUAACCAUGGAGUAACCAUGGUAACAGUCUGUUUUUAGUCUAACAUAACCUGUGUGGAAGCUAACUGGGUAGGAAGUGUAGUUGGUCAACUGGAGGUACCACAGCUUGCUGAUCUGUGAUAAACUGCUACAGUAAGAUUCUUUCUCACUGAUAUGAAAGAUAAGCAGCGGACUCACUCACCACCUUCCGGAGACAUUUCAAACCCCACCUCUUUAAGGAAUACCUGGGAUAGGAUAAAGUAAUCCUUUCCUACCCCAACCCCCCCCCCCACCCCCCCCCCUUUACUCCAAACCCCCCCCCCCCCCCCACCCCCCCAAAAAAAAAAAAAAAAAAAAAAAAAAACAUUGUAAAGUGGUUAUCCCACUGACUAUCAUAAGGUGAAUGCACCAAUUUGUAAGUCGCUCUGGAUAAGAGCGUCUGCUAAAUGACGUAAAUGUAAAAUGUAAUAAGGGACCUAUCAGCAUUUGUUUUGAAAAACCUGUUUAGAAAGCGAUUUUUCUAGAUUUUUGGAAACGUUAAAACACAGCGUUUGGAAUUGUAGUUCACGUGGCGCUAAAUGUUGGGCGACUGUAACGGCUGAAAACCCAAACAUAGGGAUUGAAUGUGCUUGUUUGUGUGUGUGAAGUGUAGUGUAGUGUCUAAUGUGUGGAGGUGUUUUGUCAGAAAGAGGAAAUAGACGAUGUAGUGUGUGAUUUUUUUUAUUUAUGGUUUUUUCUGCAGUCGAGGUCCACGGCAGUUUGGGAGGAAAGAGGACGGGAAAAAGCUGUUUGAAAAAGGGGAUGUUAGACUGAUGAUGAGUGAAGAAAAGUAUAACGUUCUUUUCUAAUGUUGUUAAAAAAAAGGGGCUAGGUGUGUCCCAUAAUUUUGUAAUGUGUUUGCUUUCUCUUUUCCCCUCUUCUUCCUCUCUUCUCUCUCUUCCUCUUCUUUCUUUCUUUUUCUCUCUCUCUCUCUUCUCUCUCUCCUUUCCCCCUCUCUCCCCCCCAGACUGCAUCAGUGGCUGAAAAAUGGAGCGUUCACAUUGCCAUGCACCCUCAGGUAACACACACCCUGCCCCCCCCCCCCCCCUCUCCUCCACCCCCCUCUAAAGCCUGACCCCCUAACCCCACCCACCCGGUGAACAUUUCGCGUGACCAGGAAGCGGGAGCCCACCUGUCCUUUAAGGUGGGGGGGCUCAAGACCCUGAAGUCCCUGGGGAGUAGACUCCCUCAUCACCCUGGUGUUCAGAGACCAACGCUACCACCUGCAGACGUCCGAUAACCGCUUCCUGAAGAACGACGGCAGCCUGGAGGCCGCGCCCGACAAGACCACCGGAUACACGCUGGAGUUCCGCUCCGGGAAGGUGGCGUUCAGGGAUUGUUUUGGGCCGCUACCUGGCGCCGUCGGGGCCGAGCGGGACCAUGAAGAGUGGGAAGAGCAGCCGCGUGGGGAAGGAUGA